AUGGCGCCCAAAGAUGGAGGGGGGCCCGCGGCGAAGAAGCCGCGCGCGGCGCAGGAGCCUCCUGCGCAGCAGCCGACCGAUGCGCCGCCUGCGCCGUUGCCUUCACCGCCAGGGCCACUGGCCGUCACGGGGCUGCCGGAGAUGGAGUCGCUGAAGGCCCAGACGGACCAUCUUCGUAGUUGGGCCAAGGGGGCGAAGGAUUACGUCGACAAGGCUCUCCUGAAGUUCCUGACAGAUCGACACACGCAAGUUUCCUUCAAAAUUCCGGGCUCCGUCAUGCUCAUCCCUCCCCUGCAAAUUUCUGCUGCAGCCUCUGGCACGAACUUGUCGGCGUUCCGGGAGGUCAUGAACUACGACAACUUGCAGAUGAGUUUCUCUAAGACGGGGCAAUACGAGGCUGCGGGGACAGUCUGGAUGCUCGACCCGUUCGCCGGCGACACGACCGACUCCGUCAGCAUUAGCCAGCUCGAUGCCGCCAUGGGGAUGUGGUCUGAGGAGAAGCUCUUGCUGUCAUCCGACCACCCGCCGUCGCGGCGCUACUCGUUCGACGCGCCGCUCCCCGCGCGAGUGGUCAACACCAAGGUGGCGCAGCGCAUGGGCGCAGGCGAAUCUUCUGUGCUCAUGGCAACGGGCGUGCCCAUGCUGGCGGGGCACGCGCUUGUGAUGGCUUGGCAUGGCGCCAUGGCAGAGGCGUUGUCCACCGACAACACUGAGCGUGCAUUCAAGUUGUUUGAGGCAGCUCUGAGUGUGCCAAUCAGGCUGCGUCUCAGCCCCGAUUCGGACGCUUGCCAGCUGGCCGCGCUGAUGUUCUCUGAGACCAUGUUCACCGCGUCCGCAGCCUCUGGCGCGGAUUCCUUUUGGAAGCUGGCGGAGAAAGUGGCUCGACUUACAAGGUGCCAGAAGGCUAUGGCCGACAACCUGUCCCUGCCGAAAUUGUUCGCGGCCCUCAAGAGCUACGGGCUCGCGUUCAAGGGCAAGCCGCUCGCCGAGUCACACGCGAAGUGCUUGAAAAACUUGACGCCUUUCGUCGGGGAUGAGGCGUGCGUCGUGGCAUACUCUUUGUCGGAGGCUUUCUGCCCUGAGCUCCGCGAACCCACGUUGUUGCUGCGGUUGGCUCAGUUAUGCAAUGGAAGGGCGGCGUCUUCCAAGGCAGACAAGGACGCGACCUCCCGCGAGUCGAUGGUGUUCAUCAUGGACUGCCUGCGCGUGGCCCGGCUGACCGGCGACGCCCCUAGGGGGGAGGGCCUGACCUUGAGCAAGGUCACGGGACAGGAGCAAAAGUCCCCAGCGAUGGCGCACGUGCUCUUCAAGAAACAAGAUCUCAUGGCGUACAUUCUUCACGAGGCGGCGAUGAUCGACAAGGCAAUUGCGGUUUCAGUCUCCAUUUUUCGCUCGCCGCUUGCCGUCUUGAAGCACUUCUCAGCCACUGGCGAGGAAGAUGGCUUAGCUGCUCAGUUUCGUCGAGACGAGACCCCGACACGUGACUCCGGAGGGGGGUUCGAAAACACAUUCGCUGUCCCAGUGGCCAACUACCGCGACCAGCAGGGCCAGGACGGGAAGACGCAGGCGGUCAUCGACUUCGCGCGGGGCGUCUGGGCUGGCCAUUUCGACGCGGAGCUCGAGGAGCUUUGCGCCCAGGACCUGCAGGGAGGUGCGCCCGGAUUCUUGUGGCACCGGUACUUAAACGAGAGCACCAAGGAGAUGGGCGUCAAGUACCGUGCGCUCGUCGCAGCUUGCUCGGCAGGCCCCAUUCCGGCGGACCCUGCCGCGAAGUCGGCCUCCGGCGUGGUCUUGGGGGCGUCGGAGCUCGAGGAUGGUGACCAGGAGGAGCUCCGCAAAACCCAGGAGUUGCUGAUCUCUCUGCGCAGGAAGACCGUUUCGUUCGUUGCGCUGCCGUCGGUCGGCGGGGUGUCUGGUACGGCAGGAAAAAAAACUGACGUCCGAGCAUUCGUUCUGGCGGCCGACCUGUUCCCCCCAAACGUGAGCAAGAGCGGGGUGGCGGCGAACUUGGGCGAAUCCGUCGGUUGCGAUGCGGACCGCUUCGGGCGCGUGCUGGAUUUCGUCUGCCAGAAGCGCUCGGUUCACGAUAUCGUGAUCUUCCUCGAUGGGCGGAGCCGCUCGUGCCGCAAGCUGAUCGAGGAGAAAGAGGACAGUCUCGCAGCCUCUGGCGCGCACGCCCUGACGGAGUGCUGGUGCGUGUACGUGCAGCCGACCAAGCAAGAGGAUCCCAGAGUUCCGGGACGAGUGACUUCUUUCGCGUGCAACAACAAGGAAGUGGCCAUCUGCUCGAUCCCGAAGAGAGGCGCCAUGAAGGUAGUGGACCGCGCGGAGUUCAACUCGUGCGGCGAGUCUUCGAGUGCGGCAACGACGUACACGGGCGUGCCUAUGCGGCAAUACUGCGAGCUUCCGCGCAUGACUUACGAGACGAAGGCUUCAAUCCUGGGAAACGCAGCCGCUGGCGCGGUCAAAGGGAAGCGCGCGCAGAAAGACAUCGAAUCGAAAGGGCACCCCUUUUCGCACCUCGAAGUGAAGCCAUUGCAUUUGUGGCAGCGUCUCUGCGAGCACCACCACAUCACCCACAUCGUUGACUUCUCGGCGGGGUCUGCCGCGUUGGCAAUCGCAGCCGCUGGCGCGAUGGAGUACGAGGGCGUGGCGGCGAACGAGGUGCACCGGGAGUGGCUCGAUUCGACCAUGGACCGAUGCGCGAUGUAUUUGGCGGGGCGUGACAAGAACUUCGCGAAGAUGCUCGGCGGCGACGAGGCCUUCGUCGAGAAAGUGGAGAAGUACUUCGCGGGGACGAUGAUGGAGGCGCGGCGCAUGCUCGAGCCAGUCCAGGACGCGGCGGAGGGCGAUGGGGGAAGCGAGGACUCGGCGGAGGAUUAG
Messenger RNA from Prorocentrum cordatum, 2883 nucleotides. NCBI's taxonomy places the organism in Eukaryota, Dinophyceae, Prorocentrales, Prorocentraceae. The record is from the annotation of a GenBank genome assembly.